This is a messenger RNA of Salvia splendens (bonfire salvia), 1281 nucleotides long. RefSeq names its product protein FAR1-RELATED SEQUENCE 5-like. The coding region runs from base 1 to 918 and encodes 305 amino acids. The transcript is spliced from 3 exons. The record is from RefSeq and is a predicted model, not a curated record. Lineage: Eukaryota; Viridiplantae; Streptophyta; Magnoliopsida; Lamiales; Lamiaceae.
AUGCUUCGACCGUUUAUGAUAAUCAGCGUUGUGCCUGAAUGUUCUGCGGAAUUAAAGCCCGUUGUUUGUCAGAAGUUCCAAUCAUUAGAUUUUGCAUUCGCGUUUUAUGAUGUAUAUGCCCGCGCUGUUACAACGUGGUAUUAUGUCGUAUGCAAUAGGGAAGGCCAGAAGAAGUCCAACGAGGAUGACCAAUUGAAUGCACGUUCUGGUUUCUCAAUGAAGCACCGACGGUUAUCCAGGCGCUGUGGUUGUAAAGCGAGUAUAUCAUUCAAGUACUUCUCUGAAAGAGGACAUGCAGGAUAUAUAGUACAGGAUUUCAACGAGGUUCAUAACCAUGAUAUGGUUGAGUCAGAGCAUCAGCAUUUUAUGUCCAUUAAUCGUCCUUUGGAUGAUGUUCAUCAGAAAUUUAUACUUGAUUGUUCAAAAGCGAAUAUUGGCCCCACACUUACAUUUAAGGUGUUGAAGGAAACUCUCGGUGGGUUUGACCUUAUCAGUUGUACGGUUGGUGAUAUUAGGAAUGUUUCACGGGACAUCAAAGCAUACGUACAUGGAUUCGAUGUGCAAAUGGUGUUGGAUGACAUGGCUAAGAAGAAGGAAAUGUUUGAGUCGUACACAUAUCACUACGAAGUUAAUGAAAACAAUCAGUUGGUUGCUCUGUUUUGGUGUGAUGGCUUGAUGAAGAGGAAUUACCACAUGUUUGGUGAUAUUGUAGCCUUUGACUCCACGUAUAACACAAACAGGUAUUGUAUGAUCUUCACUCCUUUCACGGGAAAGGACAAUCAUGGAAGACCUGUAACUUUUGCGGCUGGAUUGGUGUGCAAUGAGAAAACAUGGGCAUUUGGCUGGUUGUUCAGACAUUUCGUUGAAUGCAUGGGCAUAACACCGAAGAUGAUCGUGACAGAUAAGACUUGGGCAUGAGAGCAGCUAUUGAAGAGGUUCUGGUUGGCACGCGACACUGAUGGUGUAUGUGGCAUGUAAUGCAUAAAUUGACCACCAAGGUUCCAAAUAGGUUGUUGAGGGAUGACGAUUUCAAGAAGGAAUUCAAUGCAUGCGUGUGGUCGGAUCUCCUUGAGCCCGACGAAUUCGAAGAGGAGUGGAAAAUAGUUGUGGAACGUCAUGGGUUGGAAGACUUUGACUGGUUUUCCUCUGGAUACCGGCGUACUUUAGAGAUUUUCCUCUGGGUUCGAUGAUUAGGACUACGUCCAUUUCCGAAUCAGAGAACAGUUUCUACAAAAAAAUUUUGAAGCCACGUGCAAACAUAGCCGAAUUCUAAUUGAAUUU